AUGGGUGAACAGAAUAAGUUAGUAUUAGCUCUGAUGAUAGUGGCAGCUGUAAUGUUUGCUGUAACGUUAGCAGUUUACGGUGUUAACGCUCUGGAUACCCCAAUAUUUGAAAGACAAGUUGGUGCUACAUCUGACAUGUAUCCAACAGGAAUAUCUCCAUCGAGUUGGACUUUCAGUAUCUGGAGUGUCAUAUUCCUCUGGCAACCCCUUUGGCUGUUGUAUGCCUUCAUAAACAUCUGUAGGAGAACUGGUAACGGACCAGUAUAUGCCAACCCAGUAUUACUCACACCCGCCUUCUACUUCUGGUUUAUUUUAAGCUCGGUGGCAAUGAUAGCCUGGGUGUUUUUCUUCGACCGGCUUAUUUUCAUCGGAGCAUUUGUAUCGCUCUUCAGCAUCGUGUUCACAGUGUUUGCUGCGAUGUUCACUUCUUACAAACCCUUGGCAAUGUACGGAGGGAUAUUAAUCAAAGAAGGGAGAAGAGUAGAUAUUUGGUUACAUCGCAUCUUAGUCCAUAACGGCUUGGGGAUUUAUUUUGGUUGGACAUCAGUAGCUACCUUAAUAAAUAUGGUACAUGUAAUGGUUUAUGUCCCAGAAGAUCCCUUGGAGUUGGAAACAGCCGGUACAGUUGCAUUGGGUGUCCUGACUGGUGGUACUCUCCUUUACUUCGUCACCGAUAUUUUCUUCUUCGACAGAUAUUCGAGAUACACUAUUAUGCCUUACCUAGUCAUCUGUUGGGCUGUUUCGGGUAGCAUUGACAACCAUUGGAAUCCAGAGAAGACCAACUCUAUAUUCAGUGCAGUGAUCCUUGGACUGGCUGGAGCUAUAGCUGUUGUCAAAAUUAUUGUGACCUUGUACCGUCACUGCAAAUACCCUAUGUACAGAGACUACGUUGUUGAAUCAACCAUUGACAAAUAA
Molecule: messenger RNA, 915 nt
Organism: Lottia gigantea (owl limpet)
Lineage: Eukaryota; Metazoa; Mollusca; Gastropoda; Lottiidae
Exons: 2
Coding region: 1-915 (304 amino acids)
Source: RefSeq, a predicted model, not a curated record